This is a messenger RNA of Chara braunii, 4045 nucleotides long. NCBI's taxonomy places the organism in Eukaryota, Viridiplantae, Streptophyta, Charophyceae, Charales, Characeae. The record is from the annotation of a GenBank genome assembly.
ACCGUCUGCGCCUCCGCAGACCACCAUCUCCCCUCCUACCCCACCGCGACUAUCGAUGAGUCGAGCCAUUCGCUCAGUCCGUUGCAGCGAGCAGCUCGCUACUCGCGAGGACGUUGUGUCCUCUCUUUUGGACUUAAGCAUGCUCCAGGCUCGUCAGGAGCGACUCACCCUCCAUAUCGUUGCACUGCGUUGCCUUCUCACCAUCCUCUCUGACCCUGAUCGCACCCUCCCGAUCAUCCCCGUACGAUUGGGGACCUCCACGAGGGUGUACUCAGCGUUGUGGGAUUUCGGUUCUCAGGGCGGCUUCAUUCACCCACGCGUGGUGAAAGAAGCCCGCUUACCCACGACAGGGUCUCCGACUCCCAUCUCUAUCACCCUAGGGGAUGACAAGAUCCAGCGCUUCUUCGAUCAGGCGGUCACUGACCUCCCCUUCUUCCUCACUCUCGAGCCGACUUAUCGUCCCCCGGCGUCUCGUUGUCACCGCUCCUCGGCACAUUUCGAUGUGAUGGAGACGGGGUAUGACUUCAUUCUCGGCACUCUGUGGUCUCGUCGGUUCCGCAACACCGAGGCCGAUUGGGCGACCAACACUCUCGUUCUCAAAACGAAGUGUGGACAGACGUAUCGCGUACCUUUCAUAGGUACCACUGCGACAGCAGGCCCCGAUCCUCCUCCCCCGGAGCCUUCUGUGCCCACACCAUCUCCUUCUAUCACUGUCACCUCGCCUCGGCAGUUCGCCCACUUCAUCCGACAAGACAACAUCACCUUCUUUAUGGUGAACGUGACGGAUCUCUUACACUAUGAUCCACCCUGUCCCGACGCCGAGCUCAUCCCUCUGGAGCCAGAUCCUCCUUCUAUCUCCAUGGCUCCCAUCUCAACUUCCGCCCCUCCGCCGUCCGUCGAGUCCACCCCGUCGUCGCGCACUGACGCUGACGGUGAGGAACUCGCACGCUAUACGGCCGACCUGGAGCCCGCAGUUCGUGACCUCAUUCGAGAGUACCACGACAUUUUCCCAUCGUCGUUCUCGUACGCCGGCAUCCCACCGAUGCGCGACGUCGAGCACUCCAUCCAGCUUGUGCGUGACUACCGUGUUCACCACCGGGCACCCUACAGACUCUCGAUCCCCGAGGCCACCGAACUCAAGCGUCAGCUUGAGGAACUCCUGAGACCGGGCUUCAUUAAACCCAGCAACUCCCUGUGGAGUGCACCCGUCCUCUUUGCUCGCAAAGCGGGUGGAACUCUCCGUCUCUGCAUCGACUAUCGCGGCAACCGCUUCUUUACGAAGAUUGAUCUUCGUAGCGGUUACCAUCAGAUCCGCGUCGCUGCAGCCGACCAGCCGAAGACAGCGUUCCGAUCGCGCUUCGGCCAUUACGAGUUCACGGUGAUGCCAUUCGGCCUCACCAACGCACCCGCUACCUUUCAGAGGGCGAUGAACAACAUCUUCAGGGACAUCCUGGAGCAGUACAUUCUCGUUUACCUCAACGAUAUCCUGGUCUACAGUCGUACCCUUGAGGAGCACCCCAGAUACCUCCGCGACGUCCUUGACCGCUUGCGCAGACAUGGCUUCUAUGCCAAGCUGAGCAAGUGCCGCUUUGCCCAGCACAAAGUGGAUUUCUUAGGACACUACGUGUCUGACCAGAGUCUCCACAUGGACGACGCGAAGAUCACUGCUAUUGCGGAGUGGCCCGUCUCCACAUCCGCCAAGCAGCUUCGCAGCUUCCUAGGCCUUACCAGCUAUCAUAGUAAUUUCAUCCAGGGAUACGCUAGGUAUUCCUACGUCCUUACCUCCACCCUCCUCCGGAAGAACCCACCCUGGGCUUGGACACCCCUCCAUGAGGACGCCUUCCGCGCCCUCAAGAAGGUGGUGACAUGCGCACCGGUUCUUCACCUACCCGAUUUUGACCGCCCCUUUAUCCUUACCACCGAUGCGUCAGACUUUGCUGUAGGAGCAGUGCUUUCUCAGAUUUCCCCCUCCUCUCCUGAUUCCUCUCAUCCUCGUAUCCCUCACUUCCCACCCCCUACCCCUACCACUGCCUCCCGACUUACGCCUACUCAUCUAGCUACUGACGAACCUUCUAUUAACUAUUCUCCUACCAUUGCCGAGGACGACACUGUGGAGUCUUGCUCAGGUGAUUGUCUGAUAGCCUUCUACUCCCGUCAGCUCCUGCCCGCCGAGAUAAACUACACUGCUGAUGAACGUGAGGUUCUCGCAGUAGUUUAUGCCGCUCGGCAUUGGCGUCACUACCUGCACGGGGCACCAUUCAUGGUGCGCACGGACAACUCUGUUGUUCAGGCUUUUCUGACAAAGUCGAAGCGCACUCCUCGACAGGCUCGCUGGUGGCGCGACCUAUCCGAGUUUAGUUUCACCACUGAGCACAUCAAGGGUGAGACUAAUCAGGUCGCAGAUGCCUUAUCCCGGCGUCCUGACCACGACCAGGAGCAGAUCCAACUCUCUUCCAUCUCGGUCACCACCGUCCACCACUCGGUGAUCGAUGAGUUUCGCACUCAGUACCGCCACUGCCCCGACUAUCACGACAUCCACGCGACCCUUCGGAGUGGCAAGACCGUCCCGAACUACUCUCUCGGGGACAACGGUCUUGUGUACUGGCACGGUUCACAGGGCACCAAAGAGCCCCAGUGUCCCACCUGUCAGGAGUUGAACAGUGCAAACCACCUUCCUUAUGGUUUGCUUCAGCCUCUUCCUAUCCCUGAGGGUCGUUGGCAGUCCAUCUCGACGGACUUUAUCGGUCCCCUUUGUCCUCCGACCCCCCGCGGUCAUGAUGCUAUCCUGGUUGUCGUCGACCGCUUCACGAAGCGUGCACGCUUUGUUCUGUGCCUCUAUGCCAUCAGUGCACGUGAGGUCACCGACAUCGUGUUUGACCGAGUCGUGCGUGACCACGGCUUACCUCUAAGCAUCAUAUCUGACCGUGACCCGCGUUUUACCAGCCGAUUCUGGCGACGACUCCACGAGGUGUACGACACACAGCUCCGCUUCUCCUCGUCUUACCAUCCUCAGACUGAUGGUCAGACUGAGAUCACGAACAAGACUCUCGGAGAUAUCCUCCGAAAGAUUGUUCGUGACGACCAGCGGUGGGAUCUCCAUCUUGUCCAUGCGGAGAUAGCCUACAACCACGCCGUCUUGCCACUCACGGGGAUGUCGCCUUACUAUUGCGACCUCGGCUAUCUCCCUUGUGUUCCCGCAGACUUCCUUCGACCGUCGCAGAUGCACCCCGACACGAGUUGUCCCGCGCUGGAUGAUUGUAUGACGUCGAUCAUGAAGACCGCACAUGAGCACAUAGCCGCUUCCCAGACUCGCAUGGCAGCACGUGCGAACCGAUCGAGGAUGGACCAUCCAUUCAAAGUCGGUGAUGUUGUGCUUAUCGACGCCCGCCACUUAAAGCUCGAAGCGGACACACUUCACAAAUUUCGGCGUCGCUUCUUUGGCCCAUACCGCAUCCUCCAGGCCGUCGGUUCUGAUACGACAUCUAGCCUGGUCAGCUUCCGUGUGAAGCUGCCCGACUACCUACGUCAGGCUCGUGUGCACGAUGUCUACCACGUCUCGUUACUGCGUCCUUACCGCAGACUGUCUGAGCGUUUCGUUGGACGACCAUACGAGCGCCCUCCACCCAUCAUGGUGGACGACCACGAGGAGUUCCUCGUUUUAGACAUCAUUGGUCGCCGAGUCACCGACGACAACCCUCCCCACGUCGAGUAUCUCGUACGUUGGAAGGGUUACCCUGAUGAGGAGGCUACCUGGGAGCCCCUCGAGCACUUGCAGCACGCUCGCAUGUUGGUGCGUGCCUAUGACCGUGCUCGUCGUGCUGGGUUCACUGCUCCUCCUCAGCCCACUGACCCUCCUCCUUCUCCCCCGACUGACGAGACCGCUGAAGUCGAGCCUGCUCCAUCUGAGGCAGACCUUCAGCAGCAGCCGGAUGCUUCUGAGCGUCCACAUCGCACUCGUCGUCGCCCUGCUCGAUAUGACGAUUGACUCUGACUUAUCUUCCCACAUCUUUGAAUUCUCUGUACUUCAUGCGCUCCAGUUUUGCUA